AUGGCAGAAUACGAGAGGAAACAACGCCGUGAUCGCGAAAAAUGGCAAUUGAAGAAGGCCCACGAUGCUUCACGCCCCUAUCAGCAAUUUGACGACCAGAUCGACGAACUGGAAGCCCGCAUAAUUGAAGGAAUUGAGAAGCGAACAUUGGAUGUUCCCAACGGAGUAAAUUUUAACAAUCUCGCCUAUGAGACAGUGAAAGAGAGCUGGAGGGAACAGGGAAUUUGGAACGAGAAAUGGCAGAACAUGCCUUCAGAACAGUGGAUGCACGAAGAGUCGUCUGAAAUUACCCCUGCGCCCGAGACCGACGGUGGUGCGAAAAUCCAUCUCAGCUUGUUCUCUUCCUCGCCGGAAAAUGCCAUCUCGACUGGCAAAAAUACUCAACAGAGCGGUGAGCGACAAGUCAAACAGAAGCCCGGAGACGAGCCAUCACGCCCAUUUCAUCAAUUCAUCUAUCAAAUAUCGAAGGAGCGCGAACGAGUUCAAAAUGCCUCUGACUCCCCAGAUGGCCCUUCUUCUGUCUCUGCCUCCACAAACAUCAACACCGAAGCUUACGAGCAUGUGAAAAGUAUCUGGAUCAAAAGAGGCAUUUGGAACGACCAAUGGGGCAUAUUGCCUGGGAUGGUUUGGAAUCAUGAAAUCCCUUUGCAGAUACCCGAUAACGACCGCGAUUUGAGUCCGAGCCCGACAGUGCCUAGCGAGCAUGUUACCUUCAAUCCACAACCUAGACCUCCGCUUUUUGAUGGGCUUUUCUCUACCCAAGCAGAUGGUCCCGCCCAAGCAGAUGGUCCCGCCCAAGCAGAUGGUCCCGCCCAAGCAGAUGGUCCCGCCCAAGCAGAUGGUCCCGCCCAAGCAGAUGGUCCCGAUCAAGCAGAUGGUCCCGAUCAAGCAGAUGGUCCCGCACCAGCAGAUGGCCCCGCUCAAGUAGAUGGUCCCGCUUCAAACGGUGGCCAAAGAACUACUAAGAGGAAACGGGCGGCCGCUCCUGUUGGCCCGAAGAAAGCAAGACGAAAGGUUUCCGCAACUCUCAAGCCGGAGAUAUCAAGGUCCAGGCCCGCAGUGGAUAAUUCUACCAACAAAUCGGUUCUUCCUGAUCAAGGGACUCAAGAUACUGGGAGACGUAGAAGCAAGCGCAUACAGAAUCGGAAUAAGUCCAAUUGA
This is a messenger RNA of Penicillium psychrosexuale, 1161 nucleotides long. RefSeq lists its product as uncharacterized. The record is from RefSeq and is a predicted model, not a curated record. The transcript has a single exon. Bases 1 to 1161 code for a protein of 386 amino acids. NCBI's taxonomy places the organism in Eukaryota, Fungi, Ascomycota, Eurotiomycetes, Eurotiales, Aspergillaceae.